UUCCCUCCCGGUAUAAAAGGCGGGGCGAACAUGACGGCACUUCUUUCACAAGAUGGCCGAGUGCAUGGAGGUGGGUGUUGAAGCAGAGGGGAGUCGCAUGAGGGUGAAACCGGAGGUUACCUCACUCCCUGGUGCCCCAGAUGGAAGUACACCAGUCAAGGCUGAGGCCGAGGACAUGACCUCCAAGGAUUAUUACUUUGAUUCCUAUGCGCACUUUGGAAUUCAUGAGGAAAUGCUGAAGGAUGAGGUUCGCACUUUAACCUACAGAAACUCCAUGUACCAUAACAAGCAUCUCUUCAAGGAUAAGAUAGUCCUGGAUGUGGGAAGUGGAACGGGCAUCCUGUGCAUGUUUGCGGCGAAGGCUGGUGCUAAGAAGGUUAUUGGGAUUGAGUGUUCCAAUAUCUCUGAAUAUGCUGAGAAGAUCAUCAAAGCAAACAACCUGAACCAUGUUAUCACAAUAAUCAAGGGCAAGGUGGAGGAAGUGGACUUGCCAGUGGAGAAGGUGGACAUCAUCAUCAGUGAGUGGAUGGGCUACUGUCUCUUUUACGAGUCAAUGCUGAACACGGUUAUCUACGCACGGGACAAGUGGCUGCGACCAGAUGGGCUGAUUUUCCCUGACCGAGCUGCUUUGUACGUCACAGCCAUUGAGGACCGACAAUACAAGGAUUAUAAAAUCCAUUGGUGGGAGAAUGUCUAUGGUUUUGAUAUGUCCUGCAUCAAGGAUGUGGCCAUCAAGGAACCACUGGUGGAUGUGGUGGAUCCCAAACAGUUGGUGACCAAUGCCUGUCUCAUCAAGGAGGUGGAUAUUUACACAGUGAAGGUCGACGACCUAUCCUUCACGUCGCCUUUCUGCCUUCAAGUCACACGCAAUGACUACAUCCACGCAUUGGUGGCGUACUUCAACAUUGAGUUCACUCGCUGCCACAAGAGGACUGGGUUCUCCACAGCCCCUGAUGCCCCUUACACUCACUGGAAGCAGACAGUUUUCUACAUGGAAGACUAUUUGACAGUCAAGCGAGGCGAGGAGAUCUUUGGGACAGUUGGCAUGAAACCCAACGCCAAGAACAAUAGAGAUCUCGACUUCACCGUGGAUAUUGAAUUCAAAGGGCAGCUGUGUGAAAUGUCCAGUUCCAUCGACUACAAGAUGCGUUAGAUCGGUCUCCGCCCACCACUCCUGACAUACGCACCGUCCACAUCGCACCAUUUGCAGGCUGGAUUGCGACUACUGUAGUAUCCGAUAUGUAGAUAAUCUUGUUUUCAAAGGAAGCUGUUAUUUGGUUGUGCGACUGACAGUUUUUUUCUGAAUCAGUUGACAUCCAUCAGCAUGGUAACUGCUAUGGGGUGGUGGGAGAAAGAGAGAGCACCGAGAAUAAUAGUUGCCACUUGAGUUACUAUGGAACCAUUCUUACGCUGCUUUACUGUUUUUGUUUGCUUUUCAAACAGAAACAUUUUAAUGCAAAUUCCUGACUCUGAUUUUUUUUUUUGAGGGGGGGGCAGUGGUUAAGAUUAGGUCUAGGUUAUCCCAUGGACAGCUGUGAUUUGUUUUUGUUGGGGGGGGGGGGAAGGGAGGAAAUGGUAUUUUAGAUUUCUGCAAGUGGAUCUAAAUUCCCACAUACUCUUUUAGUAACUUGUUUGGGACCUUGUUACUGUUUGAGGAAUGAUUGUCAUCUCUGGCAGAGUGCAUUGUAAAAUACAGUCGUGUUAAAAUGGAUGUUACUGCAGAAGCUGUCUAGAGAGAGAGAGAGAGACGGGGGGGGGGGGGGGGAAGGAAGGGAGAAUCGAGGUGUAAACUGAGAUUCCAAACAAACUCCAUUUGGGCAAAUGCAGUUGGUUUGAAGAAGCUGUUCUUGGUAUUUGUUAGUCAUUUUCCAAAUGUGUUUCCAGUUUUGGAAACCAGAGGCAUAACUACAAAUUCUGUUGUGCCUUUUCUCUCUAGGUUUUGUACGAGUGUUUUGUGUUUCCAAACGCAUCUUGUGUUUAGAAACAUUUGACUUGCUACAAGGCACUUGAUUAUUAACAUGGGCAUCAUGUCCUGACAUUUAUGAUUGAGCAGCUACUGAUUUCCUCGUCCCUCUAAGUUGCCUCUGUCCCCAUUUAAAAGUAGCGUGGCGUAACUAAAUUUAUUUUUAAAGUCUUGAAAUAAUGAAUUUUUCCAAUGACUCGCCCGUCCAUUUAACAUUCUGAAAGUCCCCCACCUUUUUAUGACCGGAACUUUAGAUUUUGGUGUUUCCCAAGGAAUUGCCUCUUAACCUUUCAGCAGUUGUGUGGUGACUCGAGUCUAUUGCGACAUGUCCAUGUACCUCCUGUUCAUUUAUCCUCUGCAAAAAGCUUUUUGUAAAUUCCUCCCUUGCACAUCAGCCCUCCAGGUCUGAAUGUGUGCGGUGUAGGUUUAUGACAGACUCUGUCUUGCAAAUGGCAAGAGUUAAGUGUUACUGUGAAACAUGCCACAGCCAAGCUAAAGGCUUCAUAAUCAUAACUACCGUAGCAACUUUCUUCAUUGGCAUUUGUGGUUCUAGUCAAUUGGAUCACCUGUUCUGAGGCUUGGGGAGAGGGAAGAAUAUUUUGAGCUGUGAUAUUUUAAAUAUUUCCUGUUAGUGGUAGCCUUGUAAAAAAAAAAUUUCCACUAGCAGAAAACAUGUUUAAAAUCCAGAAUGGAAAUGGUUAUGCUUCCCUCCUUCCUCCCAGCACCCCAGAGAAAAAAGAAUACAGCUCCCUUUAUCCCCACAGCUAAAGCUUACAUGUGUUAGGCAGGUAACGAACGGUUGUAGCAGGUGGGAGUUUAAUAAAAGUCAACCUUGACAUGACCCCAGCAUACAUUGACAAUUAUAACCUAGCAAUUAAAAAAGAAUAAUAAUUUAAUUAAAACAUUAUGCUCCUAUGAUUCCUUCUGUAAACAGGAUCUCACUACUAUCAGGGUAGAUUGUAAGCAGGGUUGUAGAAAGCAUUUGAGUCGGGUUGGAGGGAAAUGGGUUGUGCAGAGGCCACAAUAUGGUUUGUUCUGUCACCCGGAGAAGGAAUGUGUCGUGCCCCACUCCCUUGGCUUUUUCAUUUCAUUAUCAUUUCAUCAUGAACCAGUCUCAGUUGCUGCAGCGUUUGGGUAGAGAAAUGAGUUUUGUUAUUUUGGCAAGUUAUUGAGACAAAUAUUUGGCUUGAAACACUGAUGUUUCUCACCCCUUUCCAAUUGGCCUCUACUGUUUCACCAGCCAGCCUUGAAGGCGGAUGUCAUUCAUAAUAGAUGAUUCCUCACCCAACCCUCCAAUUUAAUGCAUGCACACUAAAAUCCAUUACCUUUCCAGCAGGUGCUUUGAGAGUGUGACCAAUGUUGACAAGCACUCCAGCUUGUAGUGACAAGUAUCCAGUUUUGCCCACCUGCAUCUACUCUAUCUGAACCAGAGCCCUGUUGAUUUAUACCUUUCACCCUGUUACUUCAAGUGGCUCAAGCUAGAUGGUCACACUGCUUUCACUGAUGAGAAGAUGCCUGUGACCAAUUGUGCAGGGGAGGAUGGGAUUGCGGGGAAGGGGGGGCUGAGGUGAUGUUAAUUGGCACUGGGUGACUACAUUUUUCAGUGCAAGCCUGACCUGUUAAGUCUGCUCCACGGGUCUGAAUGUGAAACUAGAAACCACUCAGAAUCUUGAGUGCUGCCUUGCUGUAGGCUUUCUUGAUGUGUGGAUAUUGUGUUUUGGAUGUGGACAACAUGAUAUCCAGAGGCUGUAACCCAGCUUUGGAUUGACUGCCAGGAGUGCUGCUCAGACACAGUGCUAAGCAAGGCAUUGUUCACGGAGUCAUCUGCAGUGGGAUGCUGGCAGCUUUAAUUACUGGGCUGCAGUUGCACGACCAGUGUUAACUGAGCCAAACCCAGGUUGUUUAGUGGGCUACUGAGAUAACUCCAUGAAUUGCCUGUGAUUCCUUCUGAGAACAGGAUUAACAGGAUAGAUUGGAAUUGGGGUUGUAGUAUCUGGUGGUAGUUGAGUUUGGCCUGAGACCAGAGCAAUGGGUUGUGCACUGAAUCUACAAUAUGGUUAGGGUUCCUUUUUAAUUGGGAGAAGGAAUGUCGUUCUCAACUCCCUAAGCUUCAUAGGGGCAGUUGCAUUUCCAAAGCUACGUUGCAGUCAUGACAUGUACCUGAAAUCUUUUUAAGUAUUAGUGCAUUGGGACUGUCAUGUUGGUCUUUUAAAACCCCCAAAGUACUGACUGGCAAACAUUGUGGCUGUGUAGUAAAUUAUGUUUUUGUUUUUUUUAUAUAUGGUGACAUUCAUUGAGAAUAAAAAUUUGACUUUA
Amblyraja radiata (thorny skate) is the source of this 4279-nucleotide messenger RNA. It is a transcript of the gene prmt1, whose product is annotated as protein arginine methyltransferase 1. NCBI's taxonomy places the organism in Eukaryota, Metazoa, Chordata, Chondrichthyes, Rajiformes, Rajidae. Gene Ontology annotation, molecular function: histone methyltransferase activity; protein-arginine omega-N monomethyltransferase activity; protein-arginine omega-N asymmetric methyltransferase activity. The coding region runs from base 53 to 1153 and encodes 366 amino acids. The record is from RefSeq and is a predicted model, not a curated record. Gene Ontology annotation, biological process: peptidyl-arginine methylation, to asymmetrical-dimethyl arginine; chromatin remodeling. Gene Ontology annotation, cellular component: nucleus. The transcript has 10 exons.